This is a messenger RNA of Parnassius apollo (apollo), 6993 nucleotides long. The record is from the annotation of a GenBank genome assembly. NCBI's taxonomy places the organism in Eukaryota, Metazoa, Arthropoda, Insecta, Lepidoptera, Papilionidae.
AUGGUACCGACACCUCAAGAACUAGAAGUAAUUCGGCACGAGAGAGAGGAGUACCUCAAAUCCGGAGAAAGAGUUGUUAUUUCCGGGAUGUCAGGUCUCUUUCCCGAUUCCAACCAUGUGAAGAAUCUUGCUGACAUUUUGUAUAGCAAGAAAAAUCCUGUUUCUUUGAAUCCACGGUGGAAUUGCAAUCACCCUGAAGUCGCGCAAUAUGCUGGUCGUAUACCAGAUUUGGAACUGUUUGAUGCCCAGUUCUUCAAGGUGCACUAUCGUCUAGGAAAUAAAAUGGACCCGAUAGCUCGCAAGGUUCUUGAACAAGCAUACCAAGCUAUAUACGAUGCAGGCGUAAACCCGGAACAUUUUUCGGGAAAGAAAGUUGGAGUGUACAUAGGCACUUGUGUUUCUGAAUCUGAGAAGAUUUGUUGCUACAAAACAAACUCUACAAACGGGUUCGGUAUUGUUGGAUGCAAUAAAUCAAUGUUCGCAAAUCGUAUAUCCUACUGCCUGAAUGUCAAGGGACCAUCGAUGUCUAUCGACUCAUCUUGCUGCAGCUCUAUAAUGGCUCUGGAACUAGCUUACCUCGCAAUGACUCGUGGAGAUUGUGAGGCAGCCAUUGUUGGCGGUGGAAAUGUUUGUUUGCAUCCUCAGUCGUCGGUGCAUUCUGGAAGGACCAUGACCAUUAGUAUGGAUGGAAAAACCAAAUCUUUCGACGAAAAUGCAUCUGGUUGUGCAAAAACUGAAGCUAUUAAUGUUUUGUUUCUCCAAAAGGCUAAGGAUGCUAAGCGAAUCUACGCCGAUGUUGUACACGUAAAGUGCGAGUACCAACGACUUAUGGAAGGCAAAACAGGUCCAAAAUUUGGAUUCUGUCGUGAUCCUAUGAAAUUGUCCGAAUUUUUAACAAACUUUUAUAAAGAAGCAAAAGUUCCACCUCAGGCUGUUGAAUACGUUCCUGGAAGCCUCGAUCCUUUACCCGAGGCUGAUAAAAAUGAGUUAGAUUCAAUAGAUGCUGUAUUUUGCAACGAUAGAAAUAAACAACUACUUGUCGGUAGUGUUAUGUCUAAUAUUGGUUAUGGUGAAGCUGCAUCUGGAAUUUCUGCCGUUAUAAAGGUUCUUCUGGGGUACCACAGAGGCGAGUUGGCGGCAAACCUAUACUGUGAAACGCCAAGACGAGACGUCGAGGCGUUGCGUGAAGGACGCAUGCGCAUCGUUACUGAGCAUCAACCAUUUAAUCGUACUUAUACUGCCGUUAAUGGCUUAUCUAUUACUGGAAUCAAUUCCCAUACUCUCUUACAUGGUCAUUAUAAACCUAAGGAUUUAUCUCGAUACAAGUCUAACAUACCGCACUUAGUUACAAUUUCUGCGCGACAAGAUUCAUCGGUUAAGAAAAUUCUAGACGAUUUAAAAUCCCGACCCAUCGAUCCCGAAGAGCUUGCGUUAUUGCACAACAUUCAUCAGUUAAAAAUUUCUGCUCAUAUGGGCAGGGGAUUUACUAUAUUAGAUACCAAUGCAGACCAGCAGACAGUUAGCCUAUGUGAAAAAGUGGAUUAUUUUGACAAUGCAAAAAGACCUCUGUGGUUCGUUUACAGUGGAAUGGGAUCACAGUGGGCUGGCAUGGGCGACAAACUAAUGCGUAUUCCAAUAUUUGCUGCUGCUAUUGAACGAUGCCGUCGAGUUUUAGAGCCAAAAGGCGUUGACAUUGUACAUAUUAUCACUUCACCCGAAAAAUCUACUUUCGACAACAUUCUAAACUCUUUCGUCGGAAUAGCGGCCAUUCAAAUUGGACUUACUGACAUCCUUUGUGAGCUGGGAUUAGUGCCAGAUAAAAUAAUCGGUCACAGUGUUGGUGAAUUAGGAUGUGCGUACGCAGAUGGAUGUUUCACUGCAGAAGAGAUGAUACUUGCUGCUUACUAUCGUGGUCUUGUGUCAGUGCAAACUCCAUUUAUUCGUGGUUCCAUGGCAGCAGUUGGCAUUGGAUAUCAAGAGAUAUCGAAGAUGUGCCCUCCUGGUAUUGAAGUUGCAUGCCAUAAUGGACCAGAUUCCAGUACAAUUUCAGGCCCCGCAAAUGUAAUGAGGGAAUUCGUAGCUCAAUUAACUGCUAAAAAGAUAUUUGCAAAGGAGGUCCCAUGUUCAAAUAUUGCUUAUCAUUCACGGUACAUUGCAGACGCGGGCCCUGGACUGCUGAAAUAUUUAAGUGAAGUCAUCAAAUUGCCUAAGCUCCGUAGCGAAAAAUGGGUAUCGACUUCAGUGCCGCAAGAAAAAUGGAAUGAACCCAUGGCUAAAUAUUCUUCUGCAGAAUAUCACACUAACAAUCUGCUUAAUUCCGUGCUGUUUGAAGAAACUUCUAGAUUGAUACCACACGAUGCGGUGCUUGUAGAAAUAGCACCACAUGGUUUACUUCAAGCGAUUCUGAAGCGGUCUUUAGCAGACACUUGUCGACACAUUCCACUUACUCGUCGGGGACAUACUGAUAACGUGCAAUACUUAUUAGAAGCUAUUGGAAAAUUAUUCAUGGAAGGAUACAAUCCUAAAGUGCAAGCACUUUAUCCUAAGAUCGAAUUUCCUGUAUCAACUGGAACUCCAUUGUUAUCUCAUCUGGUGGAAUGGGCUCAUCAUGAAAAGUGGAGUUUACCACUCUACGUGUCAGCAAAUCGAAAAUUUACAGCAUCGUGUAAAUUCAUCUAUUCGAUACAUGAUGUAGAAAAUAACUAUUUGACUGGAAACGUUUUACGAGGAAAGAAUACAUUCCCGUUCGCAGCUGCAUUAAUUGCAGUUUGGGAUGUACUGGCGAUGACUAUCGGGGUGCCCAAAAAACAAUUGUCAGUUCAAUACCAUGAUGUGAAACUUUAUUCCCAGCCUAAUCUGCAUUAUCAACGUCAGUUACGACUUUUGGUAUCUUUUCUAAGAGGUACCGGGUAUUUCGAGGUCACGGACGAUUAUUCUAAGAUGGCAACGGGUUACAUCACGGGGAAUGUGGUUGAUAACAAACCAUUUUUGCUAAAAUUUACUUCAAAUGAAGAACUUAAUUUAAAAUCGGACGACAUUUAUCAAUUGCUACACAACAGAGAUUACGAUUAUAGCGGCCAGUUCAAAAGCAUUCACAGCGCUAAUAAAUCUCUUACGGAAGCGAAAAUAUACUGGCGAAACAACUGGGUAACAUUCCUUGAUGGUAUGCUGCAAUUAAAUGCUCUGAAGCGACCUCAUCACUCUGUAUCUCAACCAACAAACAUUAGAAAUAUUAAAAUUGAUAUCAAAAGACACUUCAAUAAUAAACAAAUAUCAGUGGGCGAUGAAAGAGUCAUGACUGCUAAUGUUUUUGAGACAUAUAAUAUCAUCAGAUGCGGAGGUGUCGCAAUAGAGGAUGUUAAAUUCCGCAAUUUAGCGCCAUUAGAAAAGGAAACAGAUUUGAUGACUUUGAAAUUUGUCCCAUACUUCCAACAAGACAGAACUGAUUUCGAAACAGCCAUGUUGGUAUAUUUGCAAAUCGUUGCAGAAAAUUUGAAUAAGAAUGUUAUUAGUAUACUAGAGUUGUGUGAUCAGAAAAGUAACGAAGUUCAUUUUCGGAAUCUUAAUGAUGUAUUUAAAAACGUACCUUUUAUAGAGGUCCAACACAAAAUGAUUUAUAAAAAUAAUGUUUUAGACGAACGAGCCAACUUUUUAACAGAUGUCGAUUUAAUGCUAGUUACAAAUUUAUCAAAAGAUGAUAAGUUAUGUCAAACUCUGUACCGCGUACUUUGUCGAGACACUUUCAUCUUAAACAAAGAGAAUUAUGCAAAGGAUUUAUUUAAUAGACCGUCAGCACUUUAUCGUAUUGUAAGUGCACAGAAUACGAAAGACGAGAGGCUUGAACUGGUACGCUGGAGACCUACAUCUAAUGCAGUCGCUACGAGUACCUAUACAGUGCGCUCUUCUUCUGAUCUUGAUCUAUUAUCUUCUACUCAAGCAGCAUUACCACAAAGACACAAGCUCCUUAUUAUUACAUCUUAUCCGCCUAUAGAUGGACUGAAAAAUCUUGUUCAGCAAUGGCGAAAGGAUCGCAAUCAAAUCUUUGUGAUUAUGAUAAACAAUAGAAUUUCCGAAAAUCAAAACUUAGAUCAACUGCCCAAUUUGGAUUUGGCGUUCAAUGUGUUGGAUCAUGGACAAUGGGGUGGUCUGUUCUUCAUACCAUUACAGAAAAAAUUAUCUUCAACAUAUGACAUCACUCUUCAGAACUCUUGCAUCGGAGAUUUUAACUCUUUAUAUUGGGUUGAAAUGCCACGUAUUAACGGUCCUGGCGUGAAAGUAACCGUACAUUUUGCUGGAUUGAACGAUACUGAUGUUAAGAAAUGUGCUGGAAUAUUUCCACGUAACAACGACAGUAAUGAAAAUAAUUUCGGAAUGGACUUCAGUGGUGUAACUGAAAGUGGGGAACGUGUAAUGGGAUUAGUCACGGGUGGUGCUGUUAGUUCACGUGUUCUGGCUCGUCCCGAUAUGUUAUGGCCCGUACCUGAGCACUGGAGUCUCGAAGAAGCAGCAACAGCACCUCUUGCGUACUGUUUAGCGUUCUACUGUCUUGGUAUAAAAUAUAAACUUUGUCCCGGUAUGACCGUACUUGUUCAUGGAGGUGCCGGAGCGAUGGGACAAGCGGUAACAUCGAUCGCUUUAGGCCUUGACUGCAAAGUCUUUACGACCGUCAGUGAUAUCAACAAAAAACGUUUUCUGCGUAAAUUAUUCCCGGAGUUAAAAGAUGACCAAAUAGGGAAUUCACGCGACUCAACAUUUGCAGACAUGGUAUUAACGGCAACGAAUGGAAACGGUUGCGAUAUCGUCAUCAGCUGUAUUUCUGGUGAUCUUAAACACAUAUCCAUAAAAUGCGCUGCAUCGUGGGGUGUAACGAUCGAUACGGCGCAAAUUCCAACCCGAGAUAACUUUUAUUUCGGAAUGCAUAGCAUGACUAAAGGGAGGUCGUACAUAGCUAUUAACUUCAGUCAGCUCUUUUCUCAAGAAUGUAAUGUGGAAUUAAGAAAAAUACAGUUGAUGGUAUCUGAGGGCAUUAAGCGUGGCUACGUACGUCCGUUGUCACGAGUCAUGUAUGCCCCCAUGGACGUUUCUCGUGCUUUUCGCCUGUUAGCCGCAAGUCAACACCGUGGACGUGCACUAAUUCAACUUCAAGCUAACAUUAAUACUCAAGAUGGGCUUUUCCCAUACUUUAAACCUAGAAUGUUCUGCUCUUCAGAUUUAAGUCAAAUAAUAUUUUGCAACAAUGAAAAUUUAGGUUUAGAGUUUGCAAAAAAAUUAGUUAACCGUGGCGCCCGUAAAGUGUACUUGCACUCCUUAAAACAUUCUGAAUAUCUUGACUAUGAAAUCCGGUCACUGGUAAAACAGGGUGUUCAAGUAAAGCUUACUAAUGAAAUAUUAAAAAGUGAAAACGAUAUUACAAACUUGUUAAAUGAUUGCAACAAUCUCGGCACAGUUGAAGGCAUUUACAUAGUAGGAACAAACGAAAUGUCUGAUGCUGGAUCAGAAAAUUUAGUUCAACUACUGGAUUUAGUUUCAAGAAAACUUUGUCCACAUAUUAAGCAUUUUGGAGUGCUCAGCAUUAAUGUGGACACUGGUCUUAAUGUUUGUAUCUCCAGAGCUCAAGAUAGGUUGCCAGUGACGUUAUUGAUAGUACCCGCCAUUAAAAAGAUGGGGUUAAUUGAAGGUCCGUCUACUAAUGAAAUGAUAUCAGAAGUAGAUGCAAUCAACACAUUUGAACGUGCGUUGCGGUACCAUGGACCUGUAAUAAAUGCUCGAGUUCGCACGAUGCCAUCUCAUACUCUUUUAGACAAAAUCGCAAAUGUAGCUGGCAUUGAAGUACCUACUGAUGUGGCGGAAACAACUACUUUAUCAGAUUUAGAUUUUCAAGUUGAUAGAUCUAAAAUGGUUUCUACCUACCUUAGUGAUAUUCAUAACAUUUCUAUAUCAGACGAAGCAGUAUCCAAAUUGACAAUUCAAAAAAUACGGGAAAUAGACGAAACGAUAAAUGAUAUGGAAUUUAAGGACACAAAGGGCUUAGAGACAUUUUAUUGCCAUGUCGACCUCGACGAACUACUUGUGACUACUGAAAUGGUGUUCUUGCCAACCCUUGCAAAUAGUUCUGCUAUGCGUGAUGACGAAUUUGAUGUUAGUCAGACGUACUUGUGUAUUAUACCUGGCUUGGAAGGACAUCAUGUACGUUUCCGUAUUCUGUGUGAACGCCUGAAGGUGCCUGCUAUAAUAUUGCAGCCAGGUCUUGAUCGCCCCGAUGAAACUAUAUCUAAUCUAGCUCAGCGAUAUGCCGAGAUACUAUUAAAGAAGGUUUCACUGAAAGAAAACUUUUAUCUAUUGGGUUAUGAAAGCGGAUCUUUAGUAGCAUUGAAAGUGGCUGCUAUUUUAGAAGAUCACGGUUUAACCGGGACCGUGUUUUUUGUCGGUGAAUCUCCAGAAGAAGUCCAAAGCACUAUAAAGGAACGACUUAAGGAGCAUGACUCUGAUGAAGCAUUACAGAUUGCAGUCGCAAAACAUAUUGUCAAAUUAAUGGUGGCUGGUAGCACAGAUGAAUUAGAAAUUGCUCUAUGCCGUGUACCAACUUGGCACGAAAAGGUUGAAGUAUGUCUUCGUUUCAUCUUAGGUAGAGUGUCACACUCUAUGCAGUAUGCGCGGGAACUUAUAGAAUCUGCAUAUGGUAGAAUAAAGCAAGUGCUGUGCUACAACUUAAAAGUACAAGCGCUGCGUUCUAAAUUAGUAUUAAUACGAGCGGCAUCAUCCACAGGCAAUCCCGAAGCACUUUCCUUGCAACGUCAUUCACAGCAACCUAUUAGUAUAUACCAAUUGCGUGCUCCUUUAGCCUAUACUACUUCGGAUUUGCGUUGCUCCGCUGUCAUUAACAGCCAUCUUAAUACCGACACAUUGAAGGCGUUUGAAAAGAAAAAUCUCUGUGACUCUUACCUGUUUAAUGCCGAUGUGUUUGUGACAAUGGAUGCAACUUACACUUCUUAA